Molecule: messenger RNA, 2903 nt
Organism: Archocentrus centrarchus (flier cichlid)
Lineage: Eukaryota; Metazoa; Chordata; Actinopteri; Cichliformes; Cichlidae
Product: endophilin-B2-like
Exons: 13
Coding region: 74-1246 (390 amino acids)
Biological process (GO): membrane organization
Cellular component (GO): cytoplasm; membrane
Molecular function (GO): protein binding
Source: RefSeq, a predicted model, not a curated record
UGUGUGCCGUAACAUCUAGCAGAUGGUGUUGGGGUGCUCUGCUUCCAGUGUAAUAAUAUCAUAAUCAGACGAAAUGGAUUUCAGCGUGAAGAAAUUAGCCUCCGGAGCCGGGCUGUUUCUGACGCGAGCCGUCCAGUUCACAGAGGAGAAGUUGGGCCAGGCAGAGAAGACCGAGUUAGACGCUCACUUUGAGAACCUGAUGAGCCGUGCAGACUGCACCAAACUCUGGACUGAGAAAAUCUUCAGGCAGACUGAGGUCCUGCUACAGCCCAAUCCAAUUGAUCAUACUGGUGCCAGAAUUGAGGAGUUUGUCUAUGAAAAGCUUGACUGGAAGGUGCCGUCCAGGGUUACUAAUGUGGAGCUGCUGGGUCAGUAUAUGCAGGAUGCCUCAAGGGAAUUUGGUCCUGAAACUCCAUAUGGGAGCACUUUGAUGAAGGUAGGAGAGUGUGAGAAAAGAUUAGGAGCAGUAGAGAGGGAGUUCCUCCAGACGUCAGCCCUCAGCUUUCUUACACCUCUCAGGAACUUUCUGGAAGGAGACUGGAGGACCAUUUCAAAAGAACGCCGUCUUUUGGAGAAUCUUCGCCUGGACCUUGAUGCCUGUAAAGCACGAGUGAAGAAGGCAAAAGUGGCUGAAGCAAAGGCCACGUGCGAGGGUGAAACAGCUCCAGAUUUUCAGGAAACCAGACCUCGCAACUAUGUACUUUCUGCCAGUGCUUCUGCGCUCUGGAGUGAGGAAGUGGAGAAAGCUGAACAUGAACUCCGAGUAGCCCAGACAGAGUUUGAUCGCCAAGCAGAGGUCACACGAUUGCUUUUGGAGGGGAUCAGUAGUACACAUGUGAAUCACUUGCGCUGCCUGCAUGAAUUUGUGGAGGCCCAAGCAGCUUAUUAUAAGCAGUGUCACCUCCACAUGCAGGAACUACAGAAAGAGCUGGGAAGGCUUCCUAAUGCUUUUGCACUGAACUCCACAAACUCCAUCACUGCUCCCAGUUUGGUGACAGAAGACAGCAGCAGCCCGGUGGAGACUGACACCCUGAAGAUCGAGGAAGUUCAGGCACCAGCUACAGGAACCCGCAAAGCCAGAGUCCUUUAUGAUUAUGAUGCAGCUGAUUCUAGUGAGCUCUCCAUUCUGGCUGAUGAGCUAAUCACAGUUUACACAGUGCCUGGAAUGGACUCCGACUGGCUGAUUGGAGAGAAAGGAAACCAGAAAGGAAAAGUGCCUGUCACAUACCUGGAGCUACUCAGUUAGACAACAUACACAUGUGUGCAUGUGCAUGUGUGUGACUGGACACACAAUGAAGCCACAAAGAAUUUCUCACUCUUAACACUAACCUGUAACCGUCAACCCUGAAUGCUUCUCAGACAGCAGUGAAAAUGGAGACAUUGUUACAGUGAAUCCAGGAAAAUCCUCAUUGGGGAUGGUAAACAUUCCUUUUAUUUCUCUUUUUAUGAUUUUUUUUUUUUUUCUUUUCUUCUGUUGUGCAUCCCAAAGAUUGAAGCAGGCGUUUCCAUGCCUGGAUUAAAUUAUAUUGAUCUGUUUGAUGUAUUUAUUAUAUAUAUUUUAAAAGCGCUUUCAUGAAUUCACUGCUAAGCUGUGAUGCAGAAUCAAGUUGUAAAAGUCUAAAAUAUUGUCUCAUGGAGGUUAUAGUUGUAAGCUUGCACUGAUGAAACAGUUCCAUGUCCUUAAUUCUUCUUGCUAAUGUGUUGAUGUGACGUGACUGAAGAAGAAGUGAAAUCAAACGGGACUUCCUUACGUUGGAUUAUUUUUUCGCAUCUGUGGGGAGGAGGGAAACCAUUCAGACCACUUUUUGGUUUAUUUGAAAGCUACAAAUGAGAAUGAAAGAUGUGACUGUUUCCUACUUUUAUUGCAGAUGUGUUUUGUUCUUCUCUUUUUUUCCCCCCCUCACAGUGGUUACUGUUAUUAUUUUAUUAAUAAUAUAAUUUAUUGAUGGAAGCAUUGAAUAUAAUAGUUUACAGUGGUUUACAGUUCUCUCUGGACAGCUGUAAACCACUAAAGUGUUUCAGAGGCUUGUUCGGGAAGACUAUUUGCCUUAACUGCUAGUUGAAGUGAAUGUAAUACCUGUGUUAUUUAAAGCAACAAUAAUUUUGUUGACGCUGGAAGGCAACUUCUGAUUAUUUGCAUUUCCCAUAUGGGCUGAUUUUUUUUGUUUGUUUUUGUUUAUUUGUUUGUUAUUUGCUUCCUAUAUCUUUCCACACCACCGCAGCUGCCCCUUUGAACAAUAUGAACACCUGUUGUGUAAAUAAAGGUGAAAUUACCACUCCCUUUCUAACUGCCUUAAGCGGAUGGGCGGGGACUGCUGAGACCAUCUGCUGCACUCCAGAGAAUGUGCUCUUCAAGCAUCACACAAAUGUGUACAGACCUCAAGUUUACCACAGCCAGCACGCAACACUCACUCCCUCACAACUGCCCUUUAGUGUUUUUGUUUUUGGAUUUUCAGUGUUUGUCAUUAAAUGAAAUCAUUUUCUGUCUUAGUGCUGCACGUGCUACAGCUGGUAGCCCGUCCUGCUGGACAUGUAUGUGUGUAUGUGGAUGUAAUCAAGUCUAAUGUGCCCUUCCACCCUUUCACCCUGCAUGCGCACAUGCAUGCACUGCCUUUGUUUUGUUUUGUUUGUUUUUUUUAAACCCAGCCUGCUGAUAAGUUCAUAUGAAAUGAGUGUAUUUUACUUGCAGGUCAUGUGACACAGAUGGAGUUGGUGCCCAAAUGUGUGUGUCCUGCUUUCUUCUCUUCUGCUUACUUCACAAGUUUGAGAUAACGUUCUGUUCAAAAAUGCGUUUUGUUAACUUGUUGGAAUUCUGUUGUACUUAAUUUUCUUGUUUUCUCUGAAUAUCUUAUUGUCUGUUGAAUGAACGAAAUGUGUGGAUUAAUAAAACAGAUUGAUUUAAA